AUGCGCAAUGACCACGCCCCCUGCGUGGUAUCUUUCCGCCGAAGUAUCAGCCGCCAAGUGACCGUCAAGCCGAAACACAUCUAAAAAUGACCGACCAAGGGCUGACGAAUGAAGCAGCAGCCGCUGCGUGUAAAGAGGGGAACCCCAUCACUAAAGACUUCAUGAUGCAGCAGACGAUGCUGCGGGUUAAGGAUCCGGUUAAAUCCCUGGAUUUCUACACACGCAUAUUGGGAAUGACUUGGGACCCUGUACAAAUUGAGAGCCAUAUUGGAAUUGCUGUACCGGAUGUCUAUGCUGCCUGCAAGCUGUUUGAAGAGAAUGGAGUGACCUUUGUAAAAAAGCCUGAUGAUGGUAAAAUGAAGGGCCUGGCCUUUAUUCAGGAUCCUGAUGGUUACUGGAUUGAGAUUCUCAGCCCUAACAACAUGGUGUCCAUCACUUCUUAAAGACUGUUGUUAUGCUGUGACCUGAUCAGAAGACACUAGUUGUGAAAAUCAAGGACAGUUGGGUGAUCAGAAAGGGGGGUUGCUCUGUGGACAGCAUGGAAAGCUGUGCACACUAUGAAGACUGACAAUCUUUGACAGUGUGUUAGACAUUUGGUCAGCUGAGUAUAAAAUAUAACAAUACAAUUUGACAUUUACUUUUUGUAAUAAUGCACUAACUGAAUUAACUCUAACCUUAAAAGUUUACAUUACUAAAAUAAAAUAUUUUUUGAAUUUUUGCAGUCAUUCUAACCUUAAAACCCUACCGUUGUUUGAUCAAAUAAAGCAAGGCAAUUA
Sinocyclocheilus grahami is the source of this 776-nucleotide messenger RNA. RefSeq names its product lactoylglutathione lyase-like. Bases 87 to 443 code for a protein of 118 amino acids. NCBI's taxonomy places the organism in Eukaryota, Metazoa, Chordata, Actinopteri, Cypriniformes, Cyprinidae. The transcript is spliced from 5 exons. Gene Ontology annotation, molecular function: metal ion binding; lactoylglutathione lyase activity. The record is from RefSeq and is a predicted model, not a curated record.